UCUAUUGUUCUCUCUUAAAGCCUAUUUGUUGAGGGUAUUUAAAGUGCGAGUUGAUCCAGUCGAACUUUUAUUCUAUUUAUAUUUAAGAGAGCCGCAAAGAGAAUAAAUAAUUGAUAAAAUGUCACAAUGUCAGGGCUGAUAAGAACUUCUGUUCUCUUGGCGUCCAAUCGUUUGUUUAACUAUAUCUGAUAAGGGCCAAUAUGGAAUGUUCCGAAAUGAGUCGUGUUUAUUAGGCGGCCGGCGAGCAUGCAGUCAUAGCUGGAGCGCGUAGCUGUCUGGAGUACAGAAGAUAUCAAACUUGUUAAUCGGGUAGUGAAAGUUAAUUUGAGACCCAGUCGAAAAUUUAAAUAUUUGUUUAGCAAGCAAACUUUCGAUUUCAACAUAACGUUUGCAUUCGAACUUUGUGCGCGACGCGUGCUACGUUUCUUAAUCUUAUCAAUUGCGCGAUAAUCGUAAUAAUUGAUUUUAAUAUUAAAUCGAAACACCUAUCUAACACGCAUACAUACAAAUUAUGGCCGUGCAGAGCAAACUGAUCGAUGGAGCCAUCAAAUGCAGCUGCCAGGAGUAUAUCCACCCGUGGACCGCUAGCUGCGUCAACGGCGCAGCCGGGAUUCUUUUAUCCAGCGCACCCAGCUCAAUGCGCACCUACUGCAUUGUCUAUCUACUUGCACUAGUGAUGAAAAUGCGUAUACCCCGUUUAUUGGACAUUAAGCACACAAUUAUUGGCAUUUUGACAUCGUCGGCCUUUCUCACUACCAAUGCGUAUCUCUUCUCGCUGAUGGUGUGCGUAGUGCGUCGCCUAGUGGGCGGGUUCCACCUGAGCACUGUGGCGCUUAUACCUACGUUCAUUGCCAGUUUUGCGGCGCUCUGCAUUGAGCGACCGGCACGCCGUACUCCACUGGCACUAUACGUGGCCAACGAGGGCACCGAAGCGCUCUGGAAUAUGUUAGAAGCUCACGGCCUCGUCCGUUCCAUACCCAAUGGACAGGUCUUAAUACUGGGCUGCAGCCUGACAGCCUUGCUCUAUAUGUACCGCCGAGGCGUGCACAAGAGCAAAGUGAAAGAUGUCACGUUCAAGGCUCUCGCAGUACUCAUGGCAAAAGGGGAGGAGGGUCCAAUGAAGGCAACAGAGGUGCCAUCAAAACAAGUCUCGAGCCGGCCUCCGCUCAACCUCCGCAGCUUAUCCGCCUAUGUGCAGCUCUAUGAUCGUCUACGCAAUAGAAAGCAUCCCAGCUGUCCACACCGGGAGGGUUGCGGCACCUACGUGCUGCUCGGCGGCCUGAAGCCGCUGCUGGGCGGGGUUGGACUCCAAGUGGGGCUGAAGCUGCUGCUGAACAUAGGCCGGAUAGUCAAGCUGAAAAUGGACUGGCGCAAACAGAUCUUCACCAGAAACUCUUUACAACUUGGCCUAGCCUUGGGCAGCUUCUCCCUAAUAUUUAAGGCAGUUUCGUGUGUCCUGCGCAACGCUUGUGGCUAUGACGCCGCCUACUUUGCCAUUCCCGCCGGCCUAUUGGGCUCGAUUGGACUGCUGCAGUACCCCAACAUCACGAUCUCGCUGUAUGUGAUGUGGAAAGCACUGCAGAUGCUCUAUAACUGGGGCAGCGAGGAGAAUGUACUGCCGAAGGUACCCCACUUCAAUAUGGUGUUAUAUGCCAGCUUCACAGCUGUGCUCUUCCACUGCGCCAUUCUGGAGGCAAGCUCGAUACGGAACAGCUACUAUAAAUUUCUCGUGAAUAUUUCGGGCAGAAGAAUAAAUCUGUUUGAUAGACGCCCUUUCCAGUCGUUGGGACUGAAAAGCCACGAUCGAUUGCAAGAGGUAAUCAAGAGACUCAAAAUAGAUAUGACGAAUCCUUUGCCCAUCAUGCCGCUGACCGUCUAAUACUAACAGGAUAAGUGUAAGACCAUAAACAUAAAUAGUACUUAAAACAAUAAAUUGUUCCUUAUUAAUAAAAAAUUACUGGCUGAU
This is a messenger RNA of Drosophila mojavensis, 1966 nucleotides long. Its product is annotated as transmembrane protein 135. The transcript is spliced from 4 exons. Lineage: Eukaryota; Metazoa; Arthropoda; Insecta; Diptera; Drosophilidae. Bases 512 to 1879 code for a protein of 455 amino acids. The record is from RefSeq and is a predicted model, not a curated record.